ACCAUUAAUGAUAAACACAGUUAAAUUAUCUGAAAAGAAAACACAAAAGAGUAGAUUAGGACAAGAAAAUCCAGUUAAAAAACAAUUUAUUAGUGAAAAAAAAAGAAAAAAAGAACUUUUAUUCUACUUCUAUCCAAAUGGGCCCCACAACCUUGCACUUUUCAUUCAUUCAUCUGUUAGAAACAAAGAUGACGAUAUUUUCAGCUUCUUUCUUCUCAACAAAAAGAAUCUCUAAUUUCUCUCCUUUCUUUUCUAUCUUUCUCAAUUUCAUUUCGUUCCUCUUUUACCCUUCCAACAUCACCCCUUUUUUUCGCCGAAUUUAUUGUUCUUUUGUUUAAACUAAGGUUGCGUAUUAAUUUUGAUUUUUUUUUGAUUGAAUUACUGUAAGCAACCAAGAUCGAGUGUAAAUUUUAUGUUUUUCUGAUACCCAGUUGAGGAAAGUUUAGAUUUGGUUAAUUGGGUUGGUUAAUUAAUCAUUAGUAUAGAUAAGUUUAUGUGUUGUGUUGUGCCAUAAUCACUUGAUUAUUUGGAGCUUAUUUCUAGAUUAUAAGCUGAUUGUGCUGUGUUGUGUGAUUGUGUGAGUGGAAAAAAUUGAUUUUUUUGUUGAUUAGAGGAUUGUUCCUUAGUUGUGUGAUUAAGGAUGAAAAGAGGGAAUGAUGAUGAUAAGGUGAUGGGGCCAUUAUUCCCUAGAUUACAUGUCGGUGAUACAGAGAAAGGAGGGCCUAGAGCACCACCUAGGAAUAAAAUGGCUCUCUAUGAGCAAUUUAGUAUACCCUCUCAAAGGUUCAACUUGCCACCCCAUCCAAAUACUUCUACCAAUACAGUUCCCCCUUCCUCUUCAAGUCAGGGGGCUGUCACUGAUAGAAAUUAUGUCUUCCCUGGUCAUUUAACUCCUGAAACACUUAUUCGUCAGGCUGGAAAACAUAUUUCUCACCAAUCAGAAGGGGGGAAUUUGAACGCGUCGUUGGCACAGCUUGAGCAGAGAAAGAAGGCCGAUGAAGAUGACUUUAGGGUUCCUGUAUAUGUUCGUUCAAACAUUGGUCAAUCUAAUGAUAAGCUCACUUCUGCUGGCUCUAGGAAUUUUGGUUUUUUUAAACCAGGGAGGAUUGGUCGGGAAAGGGAUCCAAAACAGUAUGCCUCUCCACUUGUUAAUACGGGGACAGACGUGAGAAAUGAGAUUGAUGGUCCUCCGCAAGUAAGUCCAAAUAAGGAGCAGUCGUUUACGUCUGCCAGAGACAUAUCAACUGGAGAACGUAUUGACACCUUAGUAAGACAAGCCAAGGCGACUCCAAAUCAAGAGUUUCAAGAUCGUACUGUGUUUAAACUUAGCAGCUUACGUCAAGGUGAUGGGGGCUCACGGCAAAACUGUCGAGCUGAGUCUCAAUCCAAUGGAACUGGACAAAGUGAUGCUCUCCUUGAAUCUAGAAGGGAGACAAACAAGAGUAACGGCCCGACAACAAACCACACUAGUCCAAAUGAGGCUAUGGAUGGCACUAAAUAUCAUGAUACUGGGACUGUCAGUCCGAUACAGAGAGGAAAUUUAAACAUAAAUGACAACAUUUCGAAGACCUCCAGGGUAGAAAAUUUGUCAACCCUGAAAGUUUCUCCCGAUGAUGUUGUUGCCAUAAUAGGUCAAAAACAUUUCUGGAAAGCCAGAAAAGAAAUUGCCAAUCAACAGAGAGUGUUUGCAGUACAAGUGUUUGAGUUGCAUAGACUGAUAAAGGUCCAACAACUGAUUGCUGGAUCACCGGAUCUAUUGUUUGGAGAUGCUGCUUUUCUGGGAAAGUCUAUUCCAGAUGGAUCCACUCCUAAAAAACUUCCAAUUGAAUAUGUUGUAAAAGCUCGGCUACAAAAUCUUAAGCGCAAAGUUGAUUCUGAAAAGAUAGAUCAAAACAUGGAAUGUUCUGCAGAGAAUGCUGUUGGUAAAACAUCUAUUUCGUCAGUGAAAAAUGGGAGCCACCUUUCUAGUUCCAUGCCUUUUGCCGGAAAUCCACACCAAGGAAAUAUGACUGCUGAAAAUGGGAUGGGUCCGUGGUGUUUCAAUCAGUCAACUGGGCAUCAGUGGCUAAUUCCUGUGAUGUCUCCUUCUGAAGGACUCGUCUACAAGCCAUAUCCCGGACCUGGAUUUACAGGAACAAAUUUGGGAGGAUGUGGGCCCUUUGGAUCUGCUCCUUCGGGUGGUGCUUUCAUGAAUCCUUCCUACGGAAUCCCACCUCCACCAGAGACUCCUCCAGGCAGCCAUCCUUAUUUCCCUCCCUAUGGCGGCAUGCCAUUUAUGAAAGCAGCAGCUUCAGAGUCAGUUGUCGAACAGGUGAACCAGUUAUCUGCAGGUGGGCAAAAUCGUCAUUUAUCUGAAGUGGAAGCCGAUUGUAGCAAACAUAAUCAAAGCUCAGGCAACUUACCAGUUCAGAGAAAUGGAGCAACAUCAAAUGUCAUGUAUCGUCAGAGAUCCAAGGAGUUUGAUUUGCAGAUGAGUACAGCAAGUAGUCCUAGCGAAAUGGCACAAGAAAUGAGCACGGGACAAGUUGCUGAAGGAAGAGAUGCACUUCCUCUUUUCCCUAUGGUUCCAGCAGAACCAGAGGCAGUAUCUCAUUCUCUUGAAACAGGACAACAAACUCGAGUUAUCAAAGUGGUGCCCCAUAACCGAAGAUCUGCAACUGAAUCAGCUGCUAGAAUCUUCCAAUCAAUUCAAGAAGAGAGAAAACAGUAUGACAUACUCUAGUGGUGUUUAUUGGUGUGGAGGAUCCAUUCAAGUGUAUGUCGCUAGUUCCUGUACUUUCUGCAGGUGUAGCAUCAUGUAACGGUAUACGAUAUAUAUAGAUAUGUAGAUAUGUCUGGCAUAUCAACAUUGGUCAAAACAUAAUAUUGUUGUAUCACUGUCCUCUUAAGUACUAGUACGUUUUGCCACAGGAAUUGAAUCACCCGAAAGAGUGUUACCUGGCUUGAAAACUAGUGAUUGUUAUCUGUGUUAGGUUAAACUCUAGUUCUAGUUUAUUAUUUAAAUUUUAUUGCAAGGCAAAUUCUAUACCUUACACAAUUUCAUAGCUUAUGAGGGGUCUUAAUAUGAAGAGACAAUUAGUUGCA
This is a messenger RNA of Trifolium pratense (red clover), 3084 nucleotides long. RefSeq names its product protein EARLY FLOWERING 3-like. Gene Ontology annotation, biological process: regulation of photoperiodism, flowering. The coding region runs from base 641 to 2722 and encodes 693 amino acids. The transcript is spliced from 4 exons. The record is from RefSeq and is a predicted model, not a curated record. NCBI's taxonomy places the organism in Eukaryota, Viridiplantae, Streptophyta, Magnoliopsida, Fabales, Fabaceae.